Aspergillus thermomutatus is the source of this 3231-nucleotide messenger RNA. RefSeq lists its product as uncharacterized. The record is from RefSeq and is a predicted model, not a curated record. The transcript is spliced from 13 exons. The coding region runs from base 1 to 3231 and encodes 1076 amino acids. Gene Ontology annotation, molecular function: zinc ion binding; oxidoreductase activity; DNA binding. Gene Ontology annotation, biological process: DNA-templated transcription. NCBI's taxonomy places the organism in Eukaryota, Fungi, Ascomycota, Eurotiomycetes, Eurotiales, Aspergillaceae.
AUGAGCGCUCCCGUCAAUCGGAAGGAGAAACCAUUCAGUUGCAGCUACUGUGACGCGACCUUCACUCGUAAGGAUGUGAUUAAGAGACACGAGUUCCGGUAUCAUCAAGAUGUCCUUGGGGCGGUUGGUGCAACAGCCGCUGCUUCUUUGCCACUAUCUCUGCAAUCAGGAUCACCAAGAAAUAUCGGACCUCAGAAGCAUCUAGGAAGGGAGAUUGCGGCAUCCGUCCCCAGUUACUCUCAGGGAGAGAAUCCCGCAGAUUUGGACCUUGGCAUUCACGGUGGCCAGGCUCAGGACCUGUUCAUGGAUUGCUACGUGAUCGAUGCUUUCUUCCCGAGCUUGAACCCUCUGCCUAUGCCGGGCAAGUCAUACACAGACAGUCUUUCUAGUCGUAUCAGCAGAUCGUCUCAUUGCCUCGCCUGUCCACCACUAGCCUCGUCUUCUUGGAGAGGCUCGUUCGAAUUUUCGGAGACGAAACGAGAUCAAGUGUACACGGAAACAAAAGAUGCGAUUGGAGUGGCCGGAGCCCGACCCAUAUCAGACUUUCCGUCCUGCUUGAGAUUCGAAAGGUAUAUAGUGACAUUCUUUGAAUGUUUCCUGGACUACCUUCCCUUUAUCCAUGUCCCGACCUGGCAAUCCGAAAAGGCACCUCCCUGUCUCCUUCUAGCUAUGGCCGCGAUUGGUGCCGCGUGUCACGAGGAACAUGAUACUGCUCAUGCCAUAUGCCAGGCUGCGAGAGGCUCGGUCUCCAGAUAUCUAGAGGCAAACCGCAUGUCUUGGGAUCACCCUGUCUGGGUGACACAGGCCCUAUUAAUCACAAUGUCAUAUUGCGUUCGUAGCGGGGAUCCUGAGCUGUUCCGUUGGGCUUUAUCGUACGCUUCAUGUCUAGCCAAUAUCAUUCAAUAUAGCCCAUCCCUGAGCCAGUAUUGUGCAGUGGAUAACGACGUGUCUGAGCCAUGGGACAUAUGGAUUGCGCAAGAGACGAUAGUCCGAACCCGAUGGGCCGGAUAUAUAUCUUUGCAAGUUCUGAGCGUCUGCUUCGACGUUGCGCCGGCACUCUCAAGCCGGGAGUUUAAGGAUCUCCGCCUGCCUUGCAACGAAUCAACAUGGACUAGUGCAACUUCGGGACUAUGGCUGAAGGAGGGAACGGAUGGUUGCGAGGGCGUUCUCUGUCUGGGAACCGCGCUGGAUGCUGUGCUGUCCCCCUCACUGCUGCAGGGGAACACCAUCAGCGUCUUCGGCGCCUCCGUCUUGCUACACGUAAUCGUGGAGAAUAUCUGGUCGUUAAAACGAAAUGCCUUGCUUGAUCCAACCCACGUCACGAGUUGCCUACAGAAAGCGUGCGGAGCGCUGGAGAGUUGGCGUGCCUGCUGGGAAGGGAACGUGGAAUCGUCAGUAUCACCGCGGAACCCGCACAACGCAGUGACUGCCAACCCGGCAGCGUUACUUCGUCUGGGCUACAUGUGGCUCGGGGCCGAUUUCUCGUCUGUACGCGCUGCAGUUGUCUCACACGAUCCGGGAAAGAUUGCGCAACGCUUCAAGCAGUUGGUCAUCCCUAUGAGUCGGUCGGAUUUCACGUUGAAAAUAGCUACGCACGCAAUCGGUGCGCUAAAGAUGCGAGUCAAGUUAGGGAUGUCCUUCGAAAAGCUGCGGCUGGGCUGUUUCCAGAGCUUUGAGGUUCAUAUGUUCUCCUUGGAGUGUUGUCUAUUCUCCAGUGCAUGGAUGAAGGAGAUGCAGAAUCUCCCCGAGCCCGAGAGGACUCCAGAUGAGAGCCAACAGAUCCAGUUGCUUCAAUCGAUCCUGUCUGAAGUGGGUCUUUCUGACGUCCAUAACUACAAGCCCGACUCUGUACGAUUAGUGUAUGCUUGGGCGUUGAUCUUGGAACGUCGGUCUGUGUGGAAACUGCAGGCGAUAGUAGCCGACGCCCUUUUCCAAGCCUCGGCAGUGGAGUUCUACCAUAUUGAUAGCGUGAUUCAAGUGUCCAAAUUUCCGGCAAUGUCUUCCAGCACUAGCGUCCACGCUCAAAAAUUGAUCAGACUACCCCCCGCGUCCGGUUUGAGAGACCUCCAGCCGGUGCCCGUUUACGACGUGACGAAGUUCCCCGAUACGCGAACCCAGAAGCUGCGAAGCCUCCUUGAGCAAGGCCAUGUCACGGUUGCGCCGCUGCGUGACCCAGAGCUGAUCCUGCAUAGUCACUUGCCGCAUCUCCUUGGGUCUGCGUAUACGCUGGGUGCCAACAGCGACCAGUUGACGAGGACAUAUGAACAUGAAAUUACCCAGUUGGUUCCCAUCGCCCGAGGGUUCAUCCGAGGCGAGGCCAUUUCCAAGGAAAAUUGGCGGGAUUUUCUGACUCGUAAAGAGUACACCGUGGCAUAUCAGGAAUUCUUCGAUAAAGAAGUGGAGAAGAAACAGGGAGACUGGGGAAAGGUGCUUGAAGAAUAUCUCUACUCUGGCCCGGCGCCACUCGUGAACGGCUAUACUGGAGGCUUGGGCCAUCCGUUUAUCCAUCUCGCCUACGCGUACGAGUUCCGUAGCAAGGAGGUAGCGACGCAAGCCCUCAGUCAGGGGUGCACGGAGUACAAUCCUCUGCAUACUUUCCUUGACCAGGCGCCUCCUGACUCGUCCAAGUAUAAAACUACCUCCCUGGCCGAGAUCUUCGAGAAGGUGCGACAGGAUGGACGACUGGAGGGCCUAUUCAACGAGCCUGGAAUCAACAACCUCGAACUCCUUUCCCAGGAGCAGAAUCUUGCCUUGGAAGAAUGCUGCGACCUAGCCGUUCUGCUCGCCCUGAGCAAUGGGAACUCACGGGACUCUUUUGACUUUUUCAAUGUUCACAUCAUGACAGUUGCCCACGCUUUGCGAGUGUUGUGGCAUUAUUUCCCCCCGGACCGCCGCGUCUCGAUCUUGAAGCAGUAUGCGCUCUUCGGAAUCAUGACCUAUAUCUGCCAGCUCCGGCCCCGCUUCUCCCUCGACUGGAUCGAAGCCGUCAAAUUAGAUGGCCGCGACUGGAAUUGGGUCCUUGAUACUGCAUUGGUGCACAAGUGGGCUCUGGAUGCCCACUUCUUCAAAGUGGCCCGCGGGCCGAAAGUCUUCGAGGAGACCUUUGGUCGCAAGGACGACUUUUACCUAAAGGCAGCCAUCAAAUAUGUGACUGAAUUCUGCGGCUGGGAGGGUUAUGGCCAGGGCGUUGCGGGUUUCAUUCCGAGCCGAGACGGAUAUAGACCUGAGUGA